This is a messenger RNA of Dictyostelium discoideum AX4, 969 nucleotides long. RefSeq lists its product as hypothetical. Lineage: Eukaryota; Evosea; Eumycetozoa; Dictyosteliales; Dictyosteliaceae. The transcript is spliced from 4 exons. The record is from RefSeq and is a predicted model, not a curated record. The coding region runs from base 1 to 969 and encodes 322 amino acids.
AUGGAAGACAUCAACACAAGAAUUGGUAAUAGAAAAUCAAAAAAUGGAAGAAAUGUUAUCAUCACAAGAUCAAAUGAAGGUUGCAAAGGUCUUUUGGAUUAUGACAACAAAGGAUUAGAAUCAGUUCACAAAGAUGUACCAUUUUUAAACAAAUUAAAUUUAGAAGGACAUGGUGAAAAUGCUUUUAAUGCAUGGGAUGAGGUCAAAGAUAUAUGGCAGGAAUUAACUAUAAAAUAUGAACUUUUCAGGUCAGGUGUCGAACUUCGUUUAGCAAUGGCAUUCACGAUGGAAUUUUUAUCACUUGGUAUGGGAUUAUUAAUAGGUAGUUAUUUUUUCCCUUACUCAUCCACAAAAAAUGAUACAAAAUCAUCAUAUAAAAAGUCACAAACAAAAGAUCCAACAUUAUCAAACUAUAUUGAACUUCAUGACCUUGGAAAAUUAACACCAAAAGAAAGGGUAGUAGUCGAGUUUAGGAGAUUCAACACAGGAUCUCAAAUGUUAUCAUAUAAAUUCGAUCCGGCAUUCUCUCAUAAAGAUUUUGAGUACGAUGUCUUGUUGUCUUGUGUAGAAAUGGAAGCAGUUUUAGCAAUGACACAUGCAAAUAUUCAAGUUAGUAUUGGGUCAAUCUUAGGUCACCAAUUGGAUGAAAUUUGUAACAAUUAUCUUUUAAGAGAAACAAAAAAACAACAAUCACAAUUCAUUAUUCCAACAUUGGUUGACCCAAUGGAUAUUCAUUUAUCAAAAAUAAAAAAUGCCAACUCAGAAGAUAUAAUGAAAGCAACAGGUAUCCAAAUUACAUCUGGUGUUUCUAUUACACUUUUAUUAGGGAAUGGUGCACCUUUUUUAUUUUCAGGUGACCCAAUGUUUGGUAUCCCAUUUUACCUCACUUUUUUUGGUGGUCAAGAAAAAAUGUUAGCAAAUUUUAAAGAAUUAAAUAAAAGACUUGAUAAUACAAUUAAAUUGAAAUAA